Messenger RNA from Mytilus trossulus (common blue mussel), 1503 nucleotides. Its product is annotated as ankyrin repeat domain-containing protein 50-like. The record is from RefSeq and is a predicted model, not a curated record. Gene Ontology annotation, molecular function: protein binding. The transcript has a single exon. Gene Ontology annotation, cellular component: ciliary inversin compartment. The coding region runs from base 1 to 1503 and encodes 500 amino acids. Gene Ontology annotation, biological process: protein localization to ciliary inversin compartment. NCBI's taxonomy places the organism in Eukaryota, Metazoa, Mollusca, Bivalvia, Mytilida, Mytilidae.
AUGCAACAGCUAAUUAAGGCUAUAUGCUGGGACUGUAGAAUUGAAUCCGUUUCCGUUGUGGCGAUACUUAAGAGUUUUGAGCGUCUUAAAGGUAUCUAUAUAACAGAAUCAGAUGAUAUCUACACAGCAAUCCACGACAAAAUGUUUGACAUUAUAUCAGCAGCUAUUGCACCAUAUAUAAUGAAAUGUUUAAUAGAACACAUUGACAUUUCUUUUCUUGCAAGCCGUACAUAUCUUUCAUCAUUUACUCAAAAAAGUGUCCCUUUUGUUAUUCACAUCCCACAACAAUUAGAAAGUCUAUAUCUCGAACGACAAAUGAAGGAAGCAAUGGAAGGAAAAUACUGGGAAGUAUUUGGAAGCAUACAAACAGAGAACGAGGCAUAUAGAAAACUACUUCUAUCGAUUUUGGAAGAACAAGACACAUUUCAGCAAAUAUUCCAAAAUUCCGUUGAAAAUGGGAAAACGCCUUUAUACGUAUCAUCUUAUUUGGGAUAUAUAGAUUUUGUAGAAUAUUUUGUAGUGCAAUGUCCGUAUUACAUAAAGGUUAAAGACAAGGAGGGUAGGUCUCCCUUUUAUGUUGCAUGUAAAAAAGGUCACAUUGCAGUUGUAAGAUAUUUAACGAAAUAUAAUGAGGACAUUAAUGCACACGAUGUGAAUAACACAACAGCAUUAUCAGCGACUUGCCUAAAUGGUCACUCUGUGGUAGCCCAAUUGUUAUUGGACAACAAUGCAGAUAUCAACAAAACUAACAAAAUUAAUCAGGACACACUGCAUCAUGUUUGCUUGAGUGGAAAUGUCAAAUUGGUGAAACUGUUAUUAUUUGGUGAAUAUAAUGUAGAUACUACAAAGAGAGACAUAUAUGGACGGUCAUCUUUACAUGCAGCUUGUUUUAAAGGACACACAGAAGUAGUGAAAUUAUUGAUUGGUUUUGGUUUAGAUAUAAAUGAAACAUCCAAUCUAGGUUCAACACCACUGUUUGAAGCUUGUCGGAAUGGUCAAUAUGACACAGUGAAAUAUUUAUUUGAUUUAAACGGUCAAACAUUAAAUAGUCGUGUAGAAACUACAAUAAAAAACGAAAAAGGAUGGUCAGUUUUGCAUGCAGCCUGCCAAAACGGACAUUGCGAGGUUGUUAAGUUUUUAAUCGGUGCUGUCAUGAAUCCUAACGACACAACAAACGUAGGUUAUACACCACUGUAUAAGGCUUGUGAGCACGGCCAUUGUGAAAUAGUGAAAUAUUUAAUUGAUUUAAAUAACCAAAUAUUAAAUAGUCGUGUAGAUACAACAAUAAAACGCGAAAAUGGAUGUUCGGCUUUAAAUACAUCUUGCCAAAAAGGAAAUAUAGAUGUAGUUAAGUUAUUGAUUGACGCUGGUAUGAACCCAAACGACACAUCAAACGGAGGUAUGACACCACUUAAUUACGCUUCUCGGGAAGGUCGCUAUGACACAGUAAAGUUCUUACUUGAUUUAAACGGUCGUACAAUAAAUAGCCGUGUAGAUAACUAA